CUCUCACUCUCCCCCCCCCCCCACCAUAUAUACGGAGGACCGCCUCCUUAACCGCUCUGGCUCUUAUCUCCCUCUCUCCCUCUCUCCCUCUCCCUCUCUCCCUCCCUCUCUCCUUCUCCCCCUUUCCCCUCCCCCUUCAAUUCUCUCUCCCUCUCUUUCUCUCUCUAUCCGAGUUCAUCAUGUCUAUUAAACGUGCCAUAUCGAAAAUCAGACACACAAAAACCGACGACGAAGAUGGCGGCAGCCCCGCGUCUCCGGCCUCGACCUCCUCGCCCAUCCGGCGUCGAGUCCUCAGCAACUUCCUGCGCGACCGGGACUCGGUUUCGUCGUCCGAGGAGCUGUCGGAUGAUUCGUCCACCAGCGGCUCGUUGAGCAAGAACCAGCAGAACGAGGAGCACCACCGCUCCUCCUCCGAGUCCCGCCAGAAGGAGGAGGCCAUCGCUCUCGCCCUACGCCAGGAGACCCCCGAGAUGAAGGCGAGAUAUGGCGAGCUGCCGCUGCUCCAGUCGCGGACCCGCACUGGGGAGGAGCGCUUCCACUUUGACGACAUCUCCAAGGACCUGGUCGGUCGCCAGAUCACCUUCACCGCGCGUCUGCAUAUCAUCCGCCGCAUGAGCGCCAAGCUCGUGUUUCUCGUCUUUCGUCAGCAGUUGACGACCUUCCAGGGUGUCCUGCACGAGAAGCCUGGGGUCAGCAGCAUCGCCAUGGUCCAGUGGGCCGAGCACCUGCGCCUCGGCGCCAUUGUGCGCAUCCGCGGCACCAUCCAGGCUCCCGACGUGCCCGUCCUCGGCUGCACCAUCCACGAGGUCGAGCUGAGCAUCGAAGAGCCCGUCCCCUUCAGCGUCUACGAGGCCGAGAUCCGCACCGCCGAGGAGGAUCGCGUCGAGGGCCGCCGCAGCCACAUCCCCGACCGCACCCGUCUCACCAACCGCAUCCUCGACCUCCGCACCCCAACCUCACAGUCCAUCUUCCGCAUCCAGUCCGGCGUCACGGGCGCCUUCCGCAGUGCCCUCGACGAGCGCGGCUUUAUCGAAAUCCACAGCCCCAAACUGCAGGGCGCCGCCACCGAAUCCGGCGCCAGCGUCUUCGAGCGCCUUCGCCGCGUCUAUGAGGUCGGCGCCGUCUUCCGCGCCGAGAACUCCAACACCCACCGCCACCUGACCGAGUACACGGGGCUCGACCUCGAGAUGGCCAUUGACGAGCACUACCACGAGAUGCAGGAGACCAUCGACGCCGCCAUCAAGAACAUCCUCUCCGUCGUCUACAGCCGCUUCCGCCGCGAGGUCGAGAUCAUCAAGCACCAGUUCCCCUCCGACGACGUCGUCUGGCUCGACAAGACCCCCGUCAUCCGCUUCACCGACGGCAUCCGCAUGCUCAACGAGUCCGGCUGGCGCGACGAGGACGGCAACCUGCUGCCAGAUGGUGAGGACCUCCACACCCGCGACGAGAUCCGCCUGGGGGAGUUGGUCAAGGAGCAAUACGGCACCGACUACUACAUCCUCGACAAGUUCCCGCGCGACGCCCGUCCCUUCUACACCAUGCCCGACCCGGACGACCCGCGCUUCACCAACUCCUUUGACAUGUUCAUCCGCGGGCAGGAGAUCGUCUCCGGGGGACAGCGCAUCCACGACGCCAAGAUGCUGGAGGAGAACAUGCUCCGGGCCGGCAUCAACCCGGAGGACAUGGAGGAGUACCUGGAGGGCUUCCGGUGGGGGGCCCCGCCGCACGCCGGGGCGGGCAUCGGCCUCGAGCGCAUCGUCAUGCUCAUCCUGAAGCUGGGCAACAUCCGUCUCGCCUCGCUCUUCUACCGAGACCCCAAGAGUCUGCCCGCCAAGCCGCCCGUCGUGCAGCUGCGGCACCCGGAAUCGUCGACCAUCGAGCCGCCGUGGCAGCGGGACGGCAGGUCGCAAAAGUUUGCCACCACCAAGGAGGAGCUGCAGCCGAUCGAGCACCUGAUCGCCAACUACGGCGACGCGACGGCCACCUCGUGGGGCGACGAUCGGUUCAAGAUCUGGCGCGACAUGGCGACGGGCGCCGCGGUGGCCUACGUGCCCAGCUCGAACAACUACGCGGUCAUCCCCGGCGACCCGCUGUGCGAUCCGAAGCAGUUCGACCGCACCAUCUCCCAGUUCCUGCAGUGGAUGAAGCGAGACACCAAGCUCAAGCCCGUCUGGCUGCUGUGUUCGCCCGAGGUGGAGACGGUGCUGGGCGAGAAGCUGGGCUGGCGCAGUCUGUCCUGCAUCGCCGAGGAACGCGUGGACCCGAGCCACAACCAGGCGGCGGUGGACGGCGACGUUGCGCGUAAGAUCCGGCACGCCGAGGCCGAGGGCGUCAAGCUGGUCACUGUGCCGCAGGGCCAGUUGCCCGACGAGGAGAGCCAGCGCAAGAUCGACACCCGCAUCCAGGACUGGAAGGCGAACCGCAAGGGCACGCAGAUCCACCUGUCAGAGAUCUUCCCCUGGCGCGACCACGAGCACCGCUGGUACCAUUACGCGGUGGACAAGGCCGGCGAGGUGUGCGCCCUGGUGGUGCUGUGCACUCUCUCCCCGCGCAACGGCAUGCAGGUGAAAUACAGCUUUGAUUUCCCGGGGGCCCCCAGCGGCGUCAUCGAGCACAUCGUCACGCACGCCAUCCAGACGGCGGCCAAAACGGGCGUCAAGUCGCUGACUUUCGGGGCGGGCGCCACCGCCCAGCUCACCCCGGGCCACAACCUGCACGGCACCAAGGUCAAGAUGCUGCAGCACACGUACGAGACGAUCGCCAAGCAGUUCCACCUGGUGCGCAAGAGCGAGUUCCGCGCCAAGCUGGGCGCGCGCGACGAACCCUUGUACAUCGCCUAUCCUCCGCACGGGCUGGGGUCGCGAGGCAUCAAGGCCGUCCUGAACUUUUUCGAAGAUUAACCAGGAUUAAGUAAGAUUAACCAGGAUUGACCACCAAGACAUGGUAUUGAAAUAUACUGAGAUGAGAGGGAUCUCUGUCUGGUAUAGAUGUGAGAAGAUAUAUAU
Messenger RNA from Penicilliopsis zonata CBS 506.65, 3005 nucleotides. RefSeq lists its product as hypothetical. Gene Ontology annotation, molecular function: ATP binding; RNA binding; aspartate-tRNA ligase activity. Gene Ontology annotation, cellular component: aminoacyl-tRNA synthetase multienzyme complex; cytoplasm; cytosol. Gene Ontology annotation, biological process: aspartyl-tRNA aminoacylation. NCBI's taxonomy places the organism in Eukaryota, Fungi, Ascomycota, Eurotiomycetes, Eurotiales, Aspergillaceae. Bases 180 to 2900 code for a protein of 906 amino acids. The transcript is spliced from 5 exons. The record is from RefSeq and is a predicted model, not a curated record.